AUGCUCACUGUUCCAGAAAACGAAUACGAACCUCCGCUCCCAAAUAUUUUUUCUAUGCACUGGUUUCUGACGCUAUUCUCCACAUGCUUGCCGAGAGAUUGUGUACUUCGAGUAUGGGAUGCCUUGAUGUUGCAAGGAUCAGAAAUUCUACUCCGCACCGCUAUCGCGUUAUGGUCGAGAAUGAGCAGGAGAAUCCUGCGCACAUCCAGUGCUGAUGAAUUUUACACACUCAUGGGUAAACUUUGCAAAGAGUUGGCAGAAAUGAAUCAGGAAGAACAGGACCAUAUCAUGACGGUGAUUUACACAAUGGCGGAGUUCCCUUAUCCAGGCUUGGCGGAGCUCCGAGAAAAGCACAGAUGGAACAUCCAGCCUCUUAGUAAUUCAUUUAAAUCUGGUCGAAGAAGCGCCGACGACAUUCUACAUAAAGCGUUCAUCUCAACGUUCAACACCAAAGAAUAUGAGGAACUCAUCGCAUCAGAAGAGUCAACAUUUCAAGGCAACAUCCGCCGUAAAAUAGACAACUGGAACAACCUUCGCUUUCUCGAAAAGCAGUUCCGGCUGGCCAAGCAGAGGCAAAAGCAGGCUGCGGUGAUCAUAAAUAAUGCUUAUUUGCAUAGUUCGAAGGCACGAAUGGACGGAAUUAAAUCGUUGCCUGAAAGACCUGUAUCUGUGCCAAUGUCACAGUCAGUGUUCAAUCAUCUUGUCAUUGGUCCAGUCUUGGCUAGAGGCGAUUGUUGGAACGAUCACCUCACAACGCUCACAGGCGGUGCCCUACAGUUAGCAGCUACGGUCAUUCAGCCACUGGAUCACAGCGCCCACGUAUCACGCUCCAGCGCAGGGCAGCCGAAUUUGCCUUUUAACAGAUACGUCGUGAAAAAAGAAGGUUCAUACACAGCAUCAAGUGACAAGUAA
Messenger RNA from Haemonchus placei, 912 nucleotides. NCBI's taxonomy places the organism in Eukaryota, Metazoa, Nematoda, Chromadorea, Rhabditida, Trichostrongylidae. The record is from the annotation of a GenBank genome assembly.